AUGGGUAACACCAAAUCUAAUUCUAAGAAUUGUUAAGGAUAAGAAAAUUUUAAAGAAGAAAAGAUUGAUGCCAGUAGCCAAGUUUAGAAUAUAAAUUCAAAUAAUGAAAAAAAUAACGUUCAAAAUGAUAUUAAAGUUAAUGUUGAUUCAUCAGAUUUGUAAUGCAUUUCUUACUUACAUGAUAAAAUCAGCAAUUUGACUAACUAAAUUACUUCUUUAAGCUUCAAAAAUACAUUACAAACAAAAGAUUUAUUCCCAAUUGAUAACAUUUUAUCCAUUUUUUAACAAUUUACUAAGCUAUUUAGAUUUGCGAUUAAACAAUGA
This is a messenger RNA of Tetrahymena thermophila SB210, 324 nucleotides long. RefSeq lists its product as hypothetical. The record is from RefSeq and is a predicted model, not a curated record. NCBI's taxonomy places the organism in Eukaryota, Ciliophora, Oligohymenophorea, Hymenostomatida, Tetrahymenidae. The transcript is spliced from 3 exons.